UCUUGUUUGGAAUCUGACAAAGGUUUUACAAUGGAGGCAAAGCUCAUCAGACAUCAGACGGUUCUCAAUGCAGAGAAGCCAUAUCAGUGUUCUGAAUGUGAUAAAGCUUUUAUAUGGAAGUCACAUCUUAUUUCACACGAGAGGGUUCACACUGGAGAGAGGCCGUAUCAGUGUUUUGAAUGUGACAAAGCUUUUAAAACAAAAACACAACUUAUUGUACACCAGAUGAUUCACACUGGAGAGAGGCCGCAUCAGUGUUCUGAAUGUGACAAAGCUUUUAAAAAAAAAGGACAUCUUAUUGUACACCAGAAGAGGCUUCAUAGUGGAGAUAAGCCAUAUGAAUGUUCUGAAUGUGGCAAAGUUUUUAAAAGAAAAGCACAUAUUAUUGUACACCAGAGGACUCACACUGGAGAGAGGCCAUAUGAAUGUUCUGAAUGUGGCAAAGCUUUUAAAACAAAAACACAUCUUAUUGUACACCAGAGGAUUCACACUGGAGAGAGGCCAUAUGAAUGUUCUGAAUGUGGCAAAACUUUUGGAGAGAAGACAAUACUAAUCGCACACCAGAGGAUUCACACUGGAGAGAAGCCAUAUGAAUGUUCUGAAUGUGGCAAAGCUUUUAGAGAGAAGACAAAACUAAUCGCACACCAGAGGGAUCACACUAGAGAGAGGCCAUAUGAAUGUUCUGAAUGUGACAAAGCUUUUAAAACAAAAACACAUCUUAUUGCACACCAGAGGGUUCACACUGGAGAGAGGCCAUAUGAAUGUUCUGAAUGUGGCAAAGCUUUUAAAACAAAAACACAUCUUAAUGGACACCAGAUGAUUCACACUGAAGAGAGGCCAUAUGAAUGUUCUGAAUGUGGCAAAGCUUUUAAAACAAAAACACAACUUAUUGCACACCAGAGGGAUCACACUGGAGAGAAGCCAUAUUAG
This is a messenger RNA of Nanorana parkeri, 930 nucleotides long. Its product is annotated as zinc finger protein 300-like. The record is from RefSeq and is a predicted model, not a curated record. Gene Ontology annotation, biological process: negative regulation of transcription by RNA polymerase II. The transcript has 2 exons. Bases 31 to 930 code for a protein of 299 amino acids. Gene Ontology annotation, molecular function: DNA-binding transcription repressor activity, RNA polymerase II-specific. NCBI's taxonomy places the organism in Eukaryota, Metazoa, Chordata, Amphibia, Anura, Dicroglossidae.